UACAUCCCCCUGGGACCAGGAGGCAAAUUCCUGUGGGUCCCAGGAGUGCCAAAAGUGCUCAGCGAGACGGGAAAUUGCAACAGUGAGGGCCCCUCGGCCCUCCCCUCGGUCGCCUUCCCGUAACUCCCGCCCCUGGACACUUGCCCCGCAGCUGAUUCAUAGCCGGGGCGCGGGGCCGCCUUCACACGCCGGGACAGACGUCCGCACCCGCGCCCCUGCGAGGCCGAAGAUCGGCCGGGCUCCGGAGAGCAGGACGCCAGGCGGACAGUCAGACCAAUGGCUUUCUCUGCGGUCCUUCAUCCAGCCUUCAUCUUGGCAUUAUUGCCCUUGAGAGCAUCCCUAAGUGAAGUCCUGGGUGAGCCUUUCCAUUUGACACCUGAGAUACUUGCUGUCUCUAUUCAGUCUAAACUUCAGGAAGUGACUUUACAAUGGACUGUUCCAAAUCUUACUCAUCAAGAAUUAAAAAUGACAUUUCAGAUAGAGAUCAGUAGAGUUAAAACAUCCAACAUCAUCUGGGUGGAGAAUUACAACACUACUGUGAAGUGGAACCAAGUUCUGCAUUGGAACUGGAAGUCUGAGAUCCCCUUGGAAUGUGUAACACAUUUCCUAAGAAUAAGGGCUAUGGUAAAUGAUGCCAAGUACCCUCCCCAGAGUUCCUGGAGCAACUGGAGUUCCUGGAAAGAAGUUAGUGUACAAGUUUCAGUUCAACCUAACGCAUUAUUAAUAUUUCCUCAAAACAAACUGUUGGAAGAAGGCUCCAAUGUCACCAUCUGUUUGGUAUACGGGCAGUAUGUAUAUAAUGUAUCCUGUAAGUUGCAAAAUGAGCCAAUCCAUGGAGAACAGCUUGAUUCACACGUGUCAUUAAUGAAGUUGAAUAAUGUUGUGUUCCUUGACAAAGGAGGGACAAACAUCAAUUGUGAAGCCAUGAAUGCUACUGAAAAUCUAUUUGGUACUGUUCUUUUUGUCUCAAAAGUACUCGAGGAGCCCAAGAGUUUUUCCUGUGAAACCCAAGACUUUAAGACUUUGAAAUGUUCGUGGGAACCCGGGGUAGACACUGCUUUGUCUUGGUUUCAACAAGAUUCUCAAAACUACACUUUAUAUGAAUCGUUCUCUGGGAGACGUGAGCCUUCUAACCAUAGGAACUCACAUACCUGGCAAAUCACUGACGAGUCACAGGAGACAUACAACUUCACACUCACAACAGAAAACAAGCUAAGGAAAAGAAGUGUCAACAUCGUCUUUAACCUGACCCAUAGAGUUCAUCUUAAGGCUCCCCAUGAUGUCACCCUUGAAACUCUAAGUGCUACAAAAGCCAACAUGACCUGGAAGGUGUACUCCCGUGGAGACAGCUACACACUUUUGUGUCACGUUGGACUCCAACACGAAAGAGGAGGGAUACAGGAGCACAAUGUUUCUGUCCACAUGAGUGCGAGCUACCUCUUCAGUGAUCUGGAGCCAGACACAGAGUACAAGGCUCGUGUGCGCUGUGCAGAUGCCAACCACUUCUGGAAAUGGAGUGACUGGACUCAAAAGGAGUUCAGCACACCCGAGGCUGCUCCCUCACAGGCUCUUGAUGUAUGGAGACAAGUGCGGUUAGAGAAUGGAAGUCAUGUUUUGAACUUAUACUGGAAGCCACUAUUAAAAUCACAGGCCAAUGGCAAAAUCACAUCCUAUAAUAUAGUUGUAGAAAAUCAAGACAGACCAACUGAGUCAGAACACUACUCUGUCUGGGCACCAGCCCUUGGCACACAACUGGACCUCGAUCCGAGGAGUUCUUACAAGAUUCAUGUCACAGCCAACAACAGCGUGGGUGCAUCGCCUGAGUCAGUGAUAGCCCUCUCUGAUGGUUCUGGACGUGAAGAGGUCCGUGAAAAAAGAAUUAAUGGGACAAAGGAUGGAUUCCAUAUUUCUUGGGAUCCCUUAUCUGGAGAUGCUUUAGGCUACGUUGUGGACUGGUGUGCACAUUCCCGGGACCAACAUUGUGAUUUGCAAUGGGACAAGCUAGGUCCCAAUACCACGAGCACCAUCAUCACCUCAGAUGCUUUUAAACCAGGGGUCCGUUACAACUUCAGAAUUUUUGGAAGAUCUACGCAACAGAAUGCUCAGUUACUAGAGAAACAAACAGGGUACACCCAGGAACUGGCUCCUCUGGAGAACCCGGAAGUUAGAGUUAACUUUACCUCCAACUCCGUCACCCUGAACUGGCAGGAUUAUGCGAGCGACUUCCAGUCUGCUUUUGUAGAAGGGUACCGUGUGUACUUGAAAUCCAAGGAGUUGCAGUGCCACCCACAGGGGAAAAGGACGCGGCUUCCAGGUAAUUCAGUGCUCUGUGAAUAUGACAUCAAAGAUCCCAAGCAAAAGACAUUCACUGUGAAAAACCUUCAGCCGGAAACCCUCUAUGAGUUUUUCGUCACUCCAUACACCAGUGCUGGCCAAGGCCCCAAUGGAACAUUCACGAAGGUCACGACUCUGGAUGAACACUCCCACAUGCUACUGCAGAUCUUAUUACCCAUGACUUUCUGUGUCUUGCUCAUCAUCAUUGCGUGCUACUGGAAAAGCCAGUGGGUGAAGGAGAAGUGCUACCCUGACAUUCCAAAUCCAUACAAGAGCAGCAUCCUGUCACUGAUAAAAUCCAAGAAGAACCCCCACUUAAUAAUGAACGUCAAAGACUGCAUUCCAGAUGUCCUUGAAGUUAUAAACAAGGUAGAAGGCCCCAAGACACAGUGUGUAGGCUCUGGGAAACCACACGCUGAAGAUGUAUCCAUUAAGCCUCCCUCCGUGCCAAUAGAAAGCGGUUCCUCUGGCCCUGUGCCCUGUGUCUUCUUUGAGAAUUUUACUUAUGAUCAGUCAGCUUUUGACUCUGGUUCCCACGGGCUCGUUUCAGGACCCCUAAAAGACAUACCACAUCAACUUGGACUAUUGACCCCACCUGACAAGUUACUAAAUGUUCUAGGAAAAGACUACAUGAAGUCCCUGGCGGAAAGCCCGACUGAAGAAACUAGCUUGAUUUAUGUGUCUCAGCUGGCUUCACCCAUGUGUGGAGACAAGGACAGUCUUGCCACAAAUCCACCCAUGCCAGUGCACUGUUCAGAGUAUAAAAUGCAAAUGGCAGUCCCAGGGAGCCUCGCACCACCUGCUCUGAGUGAGAAUAACAGCCUGACCUCAAUGAUCCUUUUAGGUCAAGGUGAACAGUAAUGUUAACUAGCAGCAAGCCGGUUCAUACACUACAGGCACUUUUGGGGAUAUGGCUGGUACCAUGCCAACACAACGUGCCCUGGCCCUUGAUUCCAGGAGCA
Molecule: messenger RNA, 3296 nt
Organism: Peromyscus eremicus (cactus mouse)
Lineage: Eukaryota; Metazoa; Chordata; Mammalia; Rodentia; Cricetidae
Gene: Osmr
Product: oncostatin M receptor
Exons: 18
Coding region: 277-3195 (972 amino acids)
Biological process (GO): positive regulation of cell population proliferation; cytokine-mediated signaling pathway
Cellular component (GO): external side of plasma membrane; signaling receptor complex; membrane
Molecular function (GO): oncostatin-M receptor activity; leukemia inhibitory factor receptor activity; ciliary neurotrophic factor receptor binding
Source: RefSeq, a predicted model, not a curated record